Molecule: messenger RNA, 423 nt
Organism: Rhodamnia argentea
Lineage: Eukaryota; Viridiplantae; Streptophyta; Magnoliopsida; Myrtales; Myrtaceae
Product: probable pectinesterase 55
Exons: 3
Coding region: 1-423 (140 amino acids)
Biological process (GO): cell wall modification
Molecular function (GO): pectinesterase activity
Source: RefSeq, a predicted model, not a curated record
AUGCAGUCUCCAUUCUUCACUGCUCUCGUGCUGGCUCUGUGGAGCCUGUCAAAGGUUAGCUUCAGCCAAGUCUGCAGCAGUCAAAAUCAAGACUCGGCGACCAUCGUCGUCGAUCAGUCGGGCCAUGGACAAUACACCACGGUGCAACGAGCCAUCGACUCCGUGCCGGCAAAGAACAGCGUCUGGACUCGCAUCCUGGUUAAGCCCGGGAAUUAUAAAGAAAAGGUUGCAAUUCCUGAAGACAAGCCAUGCAUCGUCCUCGAAGGGAACUCGGCAAGUAACACCAUGAUCGAGUGGGCCGACGGGGGUGAGGUUAAUGAAAGCGCUACCUUCACGCUUUAUGCAGAAAAUUUCAAAGCUAGGAAUAUAGGCUUCAAGUACAUCUGUCGUCGACCUCAGGCACUUCGUGUUAUGAUCGAUUGA